UACUCGCUCACUAAGUAAAAGUUCCACGCUGGAAGAUGUUUGCUCCCAUUUCAGCUCCGUAUUUAAUACACUUUAGAUAAUGUAUUUUGUGCAAAAAUGUAUCAAAUUUGUGUUUAUCGGCUAAUUCAAAGUCUAUUCCAAGUGCUCAGACUAUACAAAAAGUGUUCGGUAACAUAAUUGGCACGUAAACACAGUUUGUUUACCACACCUCCCUCAACACCAUUAGUGCAUUAUUUUUGAAGUAUAUAUUUCUCCAUAUAUUAUAGAGGUCAUUGAUUUGUUUUGAUCGGCUUAUUGAGAACAUCAAUUACAGUGUAACACGGUUCAAAACUUCACAGUGUUUGUGUUUACAAAACUUUUUGUCUAAUUUGAAUGCUUUGAAAGCAUAUGGUAAACUGAAAUAUGUCAGUAGACCUGAGCUUCAUGGAUUUACUUUUUGAUAAGGAGGAUCCUGUCAUAGGAUUUGAUAAGGACAUAAAAAAUGAAGAUUUGAAACCUUUCUACAUGGAUGACAAAGCUUUAAAUGAUGAUGACUGGGUUUGCAACGCCGACAGUUUCCUCGACUCAAUAUUCCAGAUUGAGUCGUUUCCCCACAGUAAUGACUCGACGGAUAGCAGUGGUCAACCGCCCUUUGAGCCAUUUGACCUGUUAGCACCUGAUGACGUCACGGAGACCGCAGAACACGGAACGCAGAACGCCACGGCAGCCGAUGACAGUUCUUGCUCUGACAGCGGUUUGUCGAGUGACCACCAAAGUCUAUCACCACAACCAUCCAGUGAAUUCGACGAGGAAGUUCGUCCCUCGAGUGAAUUCGACGAGGAAGUCCGAGGUGCUUCGAGUGAACUCGACGAGGAUGUGGUGGAAAUCAAAGAGGAAAUUAUUGACCUGGACGAUGAGGAGGAAAUCAAAACGGAACCGGAAGAUGAUGAAGUACCGGAAGUAGAGGACCAGGAACCGGAAGUAGCAGAACCGGAAGUGAAUGUGAUCGCCGACAAACCGGAAGUGGCGGCUGUGCUUAAAAAAGUGCAGAAUCAGCAGAAAGUUGUUGGCUGCAAGCCGUUGGUACAUCGUGUUAUGCCAGUAUGCGCCCGAAAUAACGACACCAGCUACCAGGCUUGGAAGGAGGUGGCCAGAUAUCAGCAGCUACCAGGGGCACAAAUCUCUAAACCAGGAGGAGUCGUGUCAGCUUUGAAACCUCAACACCGGCCAAUCGGAGUUACCAACCCAAGCAGUCGUCACGUGUUGAGAGUCACGCCCAUCAGCACUGCUGCCAACCCUCGCUCCAUACUCAUUCCGACUGUCAACUUGAAAACAGGAAGCCAAACCUGCUCGCAGGGCCAAGUGCGUACAAUCAAGAUAGUGAAUGGGAUCAAGGGUAGAAAUGCAGCAGCUACCAUAAGGGGCUACAAAACAGAUUGCAGCUCCCCCUGACGGCCAGACUGGUAACUAGUCGAAAUGAUGACGUCACAACAUAUCCACGGCUACAGUUGACUGCUGAAGAGAAACGCCUGAUGAUAAAAGAGGGAAUUUCUCUGCCUUCGCACUAUCCACUGACCAAACAGGAGGAGCGGGAAUUGAAGCGAAUCCGGCGCAAAAUCAGAAAUAAAAUAUCCGCCCAGGAUUCGAGAAAACGCAAGAAGGAGUAUGUCGACGGCCUCGAAGACAGAGUGAAACAAUGCACCGAAGAGAACGAGACACUGAUGAAACGCUUGAAAAGUCUCCAGUCGCAGAACCAAACUCUUUCCACCCAGUUGAAGCGAUUACAGGCCGCUUUGCUGGCCAAAUGCAAUGCAAGCACGGCGACAACCAGCAAUGCCAAUGCACCUGCUAACACAGCUACGGGAGCAGCCAAUACACAUGCACAACCUGCCACUUGUCUUAUGGUACUGAUGUUGUCACUGGCCCUUGUGAUGGCGCCAAAUCUCAGACAACAACAGCAUACAAUGUUGUCACGAGAUGUCGUUAAUGUGGACGACAACGCAUCCUCUUUGCAUGGUGGCUCCCGUUCACUACUCUACACAAAGCAGCCGUCAGACGAAAUGCCAUCAGCUGACGCAAGCGCUAUCAUGUCUGACCUUGAAGAGCUGAUCAAGUUCAACACCAACAAUCAGCUGAUUGGUAGCGGCAACAAAAAUCAGCUGAUGGGUGGUAACCAGCUGAUUGGCAGCGGUGAUGAACUGAUUGGUGGCAUCAAACAGCUGAUUGGUACCAACAAACAGCUGAUCGGUGGUAGCAGUGAUCAUGACUACACUAUGCUAUCAUCAUCAUCAUCAUCUUCAUUUCUGUCAUCAGCCAAUCGCAAGCGAGCUCCGCCUCUCCACUAUGUAGUUCCGCCCCUAGAUGAUGAUGAUAGGCCGCCAAGGCCGAAGAGAGCAAGAGGUGGGGAUGAGUUGGUAGAAGGGUGGGGGAAAAGUGGAGGGGAGCUGAGUGCUGCUAUUGGUAGUGGGCGUGGCCUAGGUGUAGAAGGGAGGGAGAAGAGUGCUGCUGUCGGUAGUGGGCGUGGCCUAGGUGUAGAAGGGAGGGGGAAAAGUGGAGGGGAUUGGAGCGUUGCAAUGGAGACGGAUGGAGGGGAGGUUGCCAUGGUAACGCCCAUAAAUAAGUCCAGGAACAAUGAGGUGAUUGUCAGAAUUCGGGAUGGAGCGGUCUUUUGAUGUCAGUAGAAGGCUUAGGGCCUACUGAAUUUAUAGUGAGGUGCACGUUAUAAAAUUGCAGUAUUCGAUUGACAUUGGUGUUGCUAUCCUUGUCUAUCAU
Messenger RNA from Nilaparvata lugens (brown planthopper), 2751 nucleotides. Its product is annotated as probable basic-leucine zipper transcription factor J. Gene Ontology annotation, biological process: regulation of transcription by RNA polymerase II. Gene Ontology annotation, cellular component: nucleus. Bases 403 to 1431 code for a protein of 342 amino acids. The transcript is spliced from 9 exons. Lineage: Eukaryota; Metazoa; Arthropoda; Insecta; Hemiptera; Delphacidae. The record is from RefSeq and is a predicted model, not a curated record. Gene Ontology annotation, molecular function: RNA polymerase II cis-regulatory region sequence-specific DNA binding; DNA-binding transcription factor activity, RNA polymerase II-specific.